CCAGCGUGGUAUGCGGAGAACAUGGGUCUCUCCAGGAUGUAUCAGAGAAUAAUGGAGAUUGAUGCGGUCGAGGCUGUGUAUGAUGGUCUGGAAGAGCUCCUCGCAAAGCUACACGUUGGGCCAUACGUCUCUGCGCCGAUACCCUCCCGGAGUCCCCCUGGCAGUCUCCUCCACCGCCAAUGUUAG
Messenger RNA from Laetiporus sulphureus 93-53, 186 nucleotides. RefSeq lists its product as uncharacterized. The record is from RefSeq and is a predicted model, not a curated record. The annotation marks the transcript as partial. The transcript has a single exon. NCBI's taxonomy places the organism in Eukaryota, Fungi, Basidiomycota, Agaricomycetes, Polyporales, Laetiporaceae.